This is a messenger RNA of Fomitiporia mediterranea MF3/22, 2789 nucleotides long. RefSeq names its product cytochrome P450. The transcript has 10 exons. The record is from RefSeq and is a predicted model, not a curated record. NCBI's taxonomy places the organism in Eukaryota, Fungi, Basidiomycota, Agaricomycetes, Hymenochaetales, Hymenochaetaceae. The coding region runs from base 1176 to 2651 and encodes 491 amino acids. Gene Ontology annotation, molecular function: iron ion binding; oxidoreductase activity, acting on paired donors, with incorporation or reduction of molecular oxygen; monooxygenase activity.
CUCCCUGCGAACGUGCAUCUACCGUCCUGGACUCAUAUCUGAUUAACUCACAUCUGGAUGGUGAAUAUAAUCGAUGCAGCUCAGUGCUCCUCAGACACUUCGAUCGUCACUCCUGGGAUUUGGCUUAUCUCUUGUCUAUGGCUUCCUACUGUGUUUGUCUUACUAAAAGGGCAGACCUCGCUAUUCAUCUGGAAAGUUGACUGUCUUUACUGCCUCUAGGCAUCGCCUACCUUCCAUGUUGCCACUAUCAGCAUUCACUAAGGAACUUUUCUUACUCAACUGCAUUUGCGCAUCCAUACUAAAUUAUCCUACUGCUUGGUGUCUUUUAUGAGCGUUGAUUUAUGUCCUUGGAAUAUGGAUCCUGUUAUGAAUUGGUGAAUCCACCGCAAUUGUGUAUUGCAUCGCAUGCGUGGAAUCUUUUGAACACCUAGCCGUAAGCAUCGUUCUCCUGCUGUCCUGGUUGUUAUAACUGCUCAAUUUACUGAUCACUUGAGGCUUUUCUGAACCUGACUCGGACAAGGCACGAGGAGCAGUCUCAAAUCGGAACCCUCUAAUAAUCUUACGAACUCUGUGAUUAUUUUAUGCUGAGGGUUAAAGGGCACUUGAGCUACCGAUAAAAACUUUCGAACUCGCAAUUAAGUCAUGUACAUUUGAGGUGCGCUCGUCACGCGGUGUAAGCACAUAUGUUUCCGGCUCGCUAAGCUCGCAUGUCUUCUUUUCUCAUGCAUGACAGGCGUAUAAGGUUUAUAGACCUCCGAGACCCGCUCGGAUAGCUCCAGAAGGGCGUGGGUAAGUACCGCGCGAACAUGCGCUCUGGCGGAAUCACCUUGCCUAAACCCGUGGAGAAAGUGGUUCUAUUGUUGCUAUUCCCGACCUUCAGAAGUGCACGACAUACUCACUUAGGCUGGUGCUUCACGCUAUUCUGCUGAGUCGUUCGGCGAAAACGGCUCCGUGGCAACUUGAAUAAAACCAGGAGAACAGAUCCUGGCCGAACAAGUCGUUCUCGUAUCUCGUCAUCAAGGAAAUCAUGUCUAUCUUCAACUCUUCAACGUCGGGAAUACCAAACCCGCCGGAACUUGGCUCGAUUGAUCUACAACAUAAUGUAGGAUAUCUAGCGGGCUGUGCUCUUGUUCUAGGCUUCUCCGCUCUGCAGUUUGUUCAGGCCCGCAAACGCGAUGUGUGUAGCUUCGAUUGUUAUAUGUAAAAAGUACUUCUUGACCCGCUCUUCCUCAAAGAUUGCGGUUCCGGCUGUCGGUCCCGCCGGAUGGUUGACAUCGUACUAUGGAGCACUGAAAUUUAUAACAAGCUCGAGAGCUAUGCUGCAAGAAGGAUACGACAAAUUCAAGUCUCGUACAUUCAAGGUCCCCCAGAUGAGGCACUGGCUGGUCGUUGUCAACACCCCGGAACUUAUCGACGAGGUGCGCAGAGCGCCUGACAACAAGUUGUCGUUCAUGGAAGCAACGAGAGAUUCUAUUUCGUCAGAAUUCACCAUGGGCCGCCUCGUGGAUGCAGAUUUGUACCAUGUUCCGAUAGUUCGUACUCAGCUGACGCGUAGCAUUUCUGGGUUGUUUGAAGGCAUUAAGGAGGAGAUCGAGUUGGGCUUCGAAGAAGGCAUAAAUGCGAAGGGGUCUGAAUGGGUUUCACGUCCUGCUCUCAGCACCGUGAUGCAGGUCGUUGGUAGAGCAAGCAACCGAGUCUUUGUCGGUCUUCCUCUUUGCAGGAACAAGGAUUACCUUGAGCUUAACGUGCGAUUCACUAUUGACGUAAUCAAAGCCGCGCAAAUCAUUCGAAUGUUCCCUGUAUUCAUGAAAGGUAUUGUCGGCGAGCUCCUCACCUCUGUGCCAGCGAGCACCCGUCGCGGUAUCAAGCACCUCGCACCGAUCAUUGAAUAUCGUUUGAAACAGAUGGAGGAACACGGUAAUGAGUGGCCAGGAAAACCGAAUGACAUGUUGACUUGGAUCAUCGACGAAGCUCCGAAUGACGAACAAAAAUCAGUUCAAGGAUUAACUCAGCGUAUUCUCAGCCUAAACUUUGCGGCGAUCCAUACUUCAUCACAUAGUUUUACACAUGGAUUGUUGCACCUUGCAGCGCACCCAGAGUACAUUGCACCAAUGCGCGAGGAGGCAGAGCGCGUGAUCGAGUCGGACGGAUGGACGAAGCUUUCUAUGCAAAAAAUGCGGAAGAUUGAUAGCUUUUUGAAAGAAAGUCAGCGGUUUAGUGGACUAGGAAAUAUAUCUAUGACACGAAAAGCCCUGGCUGAUUACAAGCUCUCUGACGGCACAUUCCUUCCCAAAGGAUCAUUUGUAACUUGCAACGCAUAUUCAGUGCACCGCAAUGAUGGUGUAUAUGCGGAUGCUAGUGAAUUCCGCCCCUUCAGGUUCUCGGACCAUCGAGAAGAAAGCGCAGAGGAGGCGACGCAUCACCAGCUCGUGUCCACGAGCAAUGAGUUCCUACCUUUCGGACACGGACGACAUGCUUGCCCUGGUCGGUUCUUCGCUGCAAAUGAACUUAAAGCGAUGAUGGCGUAUCUCGUGUUGAACUAUGAUAUGAAGCUACCCGACGGACAGGAUCGGCCGAAGGACCUCGAGUUCGAUGGAUCACUAUCGCCUAAUCCGAAGGCACAUGUUCUUUUCAGGAGAAGGCAGACGUAAAUCGAUUGAUUUCAAUCUUUCGUUGAUGUUCUCAGUUAUUUUCCAUAUGCAAUUUAUCGCGUGAAGGCGAGAAGAAAUACUUGCUGUACUCUUGAUUCUUACCAGUUGAUGAAUGUACUUACUAUUUGAUGUUACUCC